Labeo rohita (rohu) is the source of this 1422-nucleotide messenger RNA. RefSeq names its product leukotriene B4 receptor (gene ltb4r). The record is from RefSeq and is a predicted model, not a curated record. The transcript is spliced from 4 exons. The coding region runs from base 158 to 1300 and encodes 380 amino acids. NCBI's taxonomy places the organism in Eukaryota, Metazoa, Chordata, Actinopteri, Cypriniformes, Cyprinidae. Gene Ontology annotation, molecular function: leukotriene receptor activity; G protein-coupled peptide receptor activity. Gene Ontology annotation, cellular component: membrane. Gene Ontology annotation, biological process: neuropeptide signaling pathway.
AGCGCAACUAUUUAAAAGAUGGCAAUGAUAAGGACACUUCAGAGACAUUGUUUAGGACUGAUACUACAGUACACUGCCACGCUAAUGUGCUCGGCUGUGGAAAGGUUUCCAACUAAUUGAGCAAAUACGAGAAGCAACAUCGUUAACUUUGAACCAAAUGGCCACUCCUGUUCCUACGAAUACCUCAGUCCUAUCCGGACCGUCUCAGUCUUCCCCACCAUCCAUGCCCCUGUCUCAACAGAUCGGGAUUGCUAUCUUAGUCAUCGCCUUCGUGUUUGGUUUUCCCGGGAACCUGUUCGUGGUGUGGUCGGUUCUGUGUCGAGUGCGUCGCCGCUCCGUCACAUGUCUGCUGAUCCUGAACCUGGCCGUGGCGGAUGCGCUGGUUCUCCUGAGCGCUCCGCUGUUCCUCCGGUACCUGGCGGGAGGGAGAGGUUGGGAGUUUGGAUCCGCCAUGUGUAAGACGGUCCAUUACCUGUGCUGCGUCAACAUGUACGCCUCCAUCUACCUGAUCUGCCUGAUGAGCAUGGACCGCUGGCUGGCUGUCACAAAGCCGUUUGUGUCGCAGAGGUUGAGGACUAAGAAAAGGCUCCUGUCCAUCAUGUUUGGAAUCUGGGUGAUGGCUUUUCUUAUGGCUUUGCCCAUGCCAUUCUAUCGUUCCGUGUGGCCAAUCCGUCCAGGUGUGCCCAUCUACCUGUGUAAGCCUUACCACUGGGACAGCAAUGCUCAUAAAACCUUUCAGUACCUGUCUGAGACUAUUCUGGGUUUCCUGCUGCCUUACACCUUCGUCCUGUUCUGCUACAUCUCAGUGAUUCAUCGACUGCGUAGUGCCAUGUUCCAGCGCAAAGGAAGAGGAAACUUCCUCAUCCUCCUUAUCAUCGCUGCAUUUACAGUCUUCUGGCUGCCGUAUCACAUCAUCAACAUCCUACAGGUGAUUGGGGUGAUGCAGGGCUCCUCCUCUUCUAUUUUAGAAGCAGCAAUAGUGGCCCGUCCCAACGUGACGGCGUUCGCCUUCUUGAGCAGCAGCGUGAACCCCGUCCUGUACGUGUUUGCUGGCAGCUCUCACAUCCGUCAGGCUGGUUUGGGCUUCAUGGCCAAACUCUUUGAAGGAACCAACUCGGAGUCUGCCUCCACCCGCAGCAGUCGGGGCUCUAAUGCAGAGAGCUCCGUUUUCACCAAGCUGUCUGUCAAGUUGAGUCGUAAAGGGGACGAUAGGAGAGAAGAGACCCCUGGUGGUGAAAAUGAGACAAUGGCAGACAUGCACAACAGAGAUGAGAUGAAGACUCUGACCACCCUGCAUUAAAGUGCUCAUAUCAUGCAUUUAUUCCGUUGAGGUUCAUUUAUAAUUUUAGUAAAUGUUGUUGGACUCGCAUUAUCGUAGUAACAUCAUCUUCUGCUGCUGCUGUUAUUUUAUUUUAUUUUUUU